AGAAGAAAAAAAUUCCAGCCACAAAACUGCACCAUGCGCCACCGCUGAGUGGGUUUGGAUUAAUCACCGGGAAGUUGUUUGUUCUCAAAUUUCAUGAGCUUGGAACAAGGUCUGACUACUUAACCGGGCCCACGCGAUGUUUUUACUUCGCUUAAUCGUUCUCAUGGAAAACAACUGCCGCUGUUGGCCGCCCGCAAUGACGCUUCUCAACAACACAGAUGGCCUAAGACAUCCAGCCAGAACCGAGGUGUAAGUCAACGUGGGGCGUCCAUCCGUGCAUCUAGCUGGAGCUAACUUUUCGAUGUAGGCUUUCACACACUUCAGGAUUUUAAUCAAAGUUGAACGAUGGCGUCACGUUGGGUUCCCCCCUGUGAAGACAAUGAGCGACAAAGAGCAAGAUCUUCAUUCUGUGAGAAUGACUCUUCAGAGUGGAGGAGCUCGGCCGAUUCCCCUGCAGUGCAAUACGCUUUAGAGGAGGAGUCGUUCUCCUGGCCGAGGCCGAAAACGGUUCGCCUACGUCGCACGUCCCAAGGCUUCGGCUUCACCCUGCGACACUUCAUCGUCUACCCCCCAGAGUCCAGCCUUCACUUCUUCCCGGAGGAAGAUCACGGGCGCAGAGGCAGGCAGAGGAACAGGCUGGAACCCAUGGACACUAUUUUCGUGAAGCAAGUCAAGGAAGGCGGCCCCGCUCAUGCAGCAGGGCUUUGCACAGGUGAUCGAAUAGUAAAGGUGAAUGGAGCAAGUAUCAUUGGGAAAGCCUACUGUGAUGUUAUAUCUCUAAUCCAAGACAGCGGAGACCUUCUUGAACUCUGUGUGAUGCCAAAAGAUGAGGACAUCCUCCAGCUGGCCUACUCCCAGGAUGCCUACAUCCGAGGCCACAGUAGUUACAGUGGAAAUGCCUGCCACAUCCCUGAUCCACCCCCAGUGUGCUACCCCAGAGUAGACUGUAAGCCUCCGGGCAUGGCCCAGGCAGCAGAGACUGUCGGGCAGGUCUGCCGAGGGCCACCAACAGGUCCCGACCAUGGUUAUCGCAAAGAGAUCACUGUACCUCCAUCUCCUCCUCCUCCUCCUCCUCCUCCUCCUCAAACAUAUCCCAAAAGCCAAAUGGCAGUGUGCAUGCGUAAUGACAGCGUCAGGACUGUGGUGGUUCCUCCAAAUGCAGCCCAUGUAGGCCGCUUAGGUCCAGCUCAAAGAAUGGAUUACGUGGACCCUGCCUUUGUUAGGGGAAGACCUGGGUCACUGGCCCACUAUCCUCGCCCUCGAAAGGCCGACGUUUAUCCCGGUGGUCCAGGAAUGGUUCCAUUUGGUCAAGGACCUCACUAUCCAGGCAAUCAUCAAAAUAUUGAUUGGCGCACUUACCAAACAUACAGGGAAUACAUUGACAACAAAGGAAUUCAUUCCCAUGGAAGUCGGACUAUACAGGAGAGACUGGACAACUUGCGGACUGCCAGUCAGCCCCCCUUUAACACCGCUCACCACAUUCCACGAGGAGACUGGGGGCCCAGGGCAAUACGACGUCGGAGUACUUCCCAUGAGCGCUCAUACCAAGGACCACCACCCAACUUUCAAAUUGCACCACGCAGUGUCUCACAGGAUCGCAUGAGUAGUGCAGAGAAGAUGAGCCAUGCAAGGAACUGGGCGCCACGGAGUGUAUCUCAAGAUGGCCUUGUUCAUAAAGCUCGGGCUCGCUCAACCGACUACGCCGAAGCUUCAGAACUGGUUCGACCCAAUGAGAGGAGAGGAGGGUAUGGAAGAGCAGACCAAAGCACAAGGCCCAGCAGACAGUCUGUUCCUAGACAUGCUAUGCUCUACAAGCCUUCAGCUGGAUACAGUGGUGGCAUGAAAGGGACACCCAACUCCUCCCUGUAUUCUAAAGGACCAGAUUCUCUUCAGACUCGUUCCUCACCCAUGCUCUCUGACCGACCUCAACUUUUCGGAAAGAGCACAAGUUCUGAACAGUCUUUCUCUGACCAAAGGGUUUCAGUCAAAGGACAGAAAUCAGGCCAUUCUAGUCAACAAAGCCUGAGCAGGACGCAGAGAGAAGCCAUGCAGCUCUUUGAAGCAGGCCGAGAUGGAGCUUUGGAAGGACUCGGUACUUUAUCUUGCUCUACCACGAAAGAGAUACCUCAGAGGCCUGGUAUCCUCAAAACAACUCCUACAAACUCUCAGAGUCAGGUCAAUGGUCAGAGCCCCACAGAGACUGAGGUGGUUCUAAGGGAGAAGCCACCUUCUGGAAAGAACCCCAGCCCCUUACGGCAUCCUUCUUAUAUCCUGGCAGUGAAUGAUGAAGGCACAGACCCAUCAGCAGAUGUUGUGGCCUGCUGGCUUCCCAAUGAUGCACGCAGAGAAAUGCACAUCCGGCGCCUCGGGGAACAACGUCAUGCCUCCAGCUCAAGCAACCUCGAUGAGUCUCUGGACUCCAUACCAUUCAUCGAUGAGCCCGUCAGCCCCAGUGUUGACCGGGAGGCUGCGCCCAUUCCUCCCUCCGCUGUGAUAUCUGUGGCACCAUCCAUCGCUACAGCACCCUCCAGUCAGGGCUCGCCGUGUCCCACCAUUCGUCGCCAGCUGUCACAUGACCAAGAGUCCCUGCGAAGUGCUCUGUUGGACUCAGACUCAGCCGCCAGUAAAACGGAACGGUCCAAGUCUUACGAUGAGGGUCUGGAUAACUAUCAGGAGGAGGGAAGAGGAAGAUCUCCAAGUAAGCACAUGACCGGCCUCAGAGGACUUAGGAAGGCGCUAGAUGGGCAUAAAUUAUCUGGGGAUUCUGGAUCUCGCCUGGACUCCUCUUCAGAUAUCUUUGCUGACUCUUCCAAAGAAGGACCGCUUAACUUCAGACAACUCAAUACAGAUAAAAAUAAGCGUGUUGGCGGAGGGAUGCGAUCAUGGAAGCAAAUGUAUGCCGUUUUACAAGGUCACACGCUGACCUUCUACAAAGACAGGAAGGAUGCAUUGUCUCAGGCCUCCGCGCCAUCCGACGAGGACCCACUUCAAAUAAGCGUCAAGGCCUGCCUGAUCGACAUCUCCUACAGCGAGACGAGGCGCAAAAAUGUACUGAGAUUAACCACCUCAGACUGCGAGUAUUUGUUCCAGGCAGAAGGGAGGGACGACAUGCUUUCAUGGAUCAGAGUCAUUCAGGAAAACAGUAAUCCAGACGAAGAGAAUGCUGCUGUAACAAGCCAGGACCUGAUCAGUAGAAAGAUCAAAGAAUACAACAUGAUGAGCGCACCAAGCAGCCGAUCAGAACCCUCCCCAAAGCCGUCCCGGCAGUCCCUCAGCAUCAAACAAGCCUUCCUGGGAGGCAAAACGGACGGCAAGAUCCACAGUCCCCAUUCGCCCAGAACAGGAGAGGAGCGAAGGGCUCUGAAAGAUGAUUCCAGUCCUCCUCGGGACAGGGGCGCCUGGAAAAUUGGCAUUGCUGGGAUCAUGAGGAAACCCUUUGAAAAGAAGACUCCCGCCGGCAUCACUUUUGGCGUCCGGCUUGAUGAUUGUCCACCUGCACAGAGCAACAGGUUUGUUCCCCUCAUCGUGGAGGUGUGCUGCAAUGUCGUGGAGGAGCGCGGACUGGAGUACACUGGCAUCUACAGGGUCCCCGGGAACAACGCUGCCAUCUCCAGCAUGCAAGAGGAACUCAACAGCAAAGGCAUGAAUGACAUCGACAUCCAGGAAGACAAAUGGCGGGACCUUAAUGUCAUCAGUAGUUUAUUAAAGUCUUUUUUCCGAAAACUUCCAGAACCUCUGUUUACAAAUGAAAAGUAUGCUGACUUUAUUGAAGCCAGCCGAACAGAAGACUCAGUGGAGAGACUCAAGGAGCUGAAGAGGCUGAUUUAUGAACUGCCCGAUCAUCACUUUGAAACUCUGAAAUUUCUCUGCGCUCACCUCAAGAAGGUUUCUGACAACUGUGAAAAGAACAAGAUGGAGCCCCGUAACCUGGCGAUCGUGUUUGGUCCUACGCUGGUCAGAACCUCUGAAGACAACAUGACCAACAUGGUCAAUCACAUGCCUGACCAGUGCAAGAUAGUUGAGAACCUCAUCCAGCAAUUCGACUGGUUCUUCAGUGAUGACUGUCAGGAGGAUCCCGUUACUACAGCUGAGCAGGAGAGCACAGUGCAGUCUCAGCCUGUGCCAAACAUCGGCCACCUGCUCUCUAAUAUCGGGCGGACUCCAACCUCCCCAGCCGAGGUCUCAGACUCAGCUGGUAGUGACUCCUCCAAAUCAAAGCAGGGCUUGUGGGGGUCAGGGAAGGAUCAGUGUAGCAAGGAAAUGCUGCGCUCCUCCUUCUUCGCCAGCCGCAAACGUAAGAAGCCCAAGGACAAAGUUCAACCCAGCAGCUCCGACGACGACCUGGAUCCCGUAUUCUCCAAGAAGGAGCUCCCGGAGGACGGCCAGCAGAAAGCUCGGUGGUCCCCAGACAGCCGGGCCGAGGAAGACGGGCAGGCGGGGGACGGCGGCCAGAAAGAGAAGCACACGGGCAGCUCGCAGGAACAGCCGAGCAAAGGCAGCAGGAAAGAGCCCCGGCCUGCGCCCCCCCUGCCCCCGCAGCACGUUUCCUCGCCCCUCCGGGCCGGGUCCCCCUACGCCUCGCCACCCCACUCCCCGAACCUCGGCUACCGUUUGCCGACGAUGGCCCACCAGUCCUCCCUGUCCGACCCGCCCUCCAACUGUGACGACACAGUGUCCGACCUCGGUACGAUGAACAGCACCAGUUCGCAGGCGUCCAUGCCCAGAGCGCGCCGCGGCAAGGCGGCGGCGGCGGGGGCGACCGGCGCAGAGACGUGCCCCAGCGGGCUGGGGGCGGAGGUGUGCUCCAUCACCUCAGACUACUCCACCACCUCCUCCAUGACGUUCCUGACCGGAGCCGAGCUCAGCGCCCUCAGCCCCGAGGUGCAGUCGGUGUCCGAGAGCCGGGGCGGGGAGGACGCCGACGACGAGCGGAGCGAGCUGGUCAGCGAGGGCAGGCCGAUGGAGACGGACAGCGAGAGCGACCUGUCGGUGUUCACGGUCGGCAAGGCCGAGCCGCGCGAGCCGGCCGAGGCCCCCCGGCCCCUGCCCUCGCACAGGCUCAUCGAGUGCGACACGCUCUCCAGGAAGAAGGCCGCCCAGCAGAAGACCGACAGCGAGUCCUCGCUGGACAAGGAGCCCGGCAGGCCGUCCCGCGCGUCCGGCUCGGCGAAAGGCCGCUCCACCGGGAGCCUCAGCUCCUCGUCCCGAAGCGAGCUGGACAAAACCGAGCCGGCGUGGAAACUGAAGAUCACAGACCGGCUGAAGGUGCGCCUCCGGAUGUCCGUGGACGACAUGUUCGGCGUAGGCAGCCAGAGGAGCGGCUCCCCGGAGGGCCGCAGCAAGAAGAACAUCAGGCGCCGGCACACCAUGGGCGGCCAGCGGGACUUUGCGGAGCUGUCCGUUCUCGGGGACUGGACGCAGCAGGUGGGCAUCGGCUCCGGCUCCCGCUCGGAGCUGUCGGCCGUGGACCGGCUCAAACCCAAGUGCAGCUCUCAGGACUUCUCCAUCGGGGACUGGAUCGCCCGCGAGCGCCACCGCACCAGCAACCCCGAGGUCAGCCUGGACCUCCUAGAACAGCAGGGGGCGCCGGGCCCCCAGAACCCCGGGGCCUCGGCCCCUUCCGAUUUCCAGCGUCGUCCGGCCGAGGCCUCGAACGGGGACGGCCACCCGAGUAAAAACCUGAGCCUCUCCGCCACCGCUCACCCCCAUAAACUCAGCAGUUCCCAAGUGGUCCAUUCACGCUUCUACCAGUACUUGUGA
Molecule: messenger RNA, 5760 nt
Organism: Menidia menidia (Atlantic silverside)
Lineage: Eukaryota; Metazoa; Chordata; Actinopteri; Atheriniformes; Atherinopsidae
Source: the annotation of a GenBank genome assembly